CCAAAAACCCCUCCUCCGCGAAGAGCCACCAGAGACGCAGAGCUAGCGCCCACCAAGAAGAUGAGCUCGGCCUCUCCCAGAUCCCACCGUGUUCCACGGUGAUCUCAAUCUCUCCCUUUCCCGUUACCAAUUCGCUUUCUUUCUCUAGGGUCGUCCCCCGUUUUCCCAUGUUGGGUCCGAGAAGACCCGGUUCCUCAAUCCGAUUCGGGCCAUGAAUGGUCCCUCUGACCCGCCGUCGCUCCCCUGUGUUCUUCUUUCAUACGGGUCUUCGUUGCUGGUGUUCUUUCUCUUUUCGUCCGACAUUGAAGACGUUCUUGCAGCAGCAGCCAGCUGAUUUCUUGAAUUCUUUUUUAUGUAAGUUGGAUGAAGACAUUCUGACUGCUCGGUGUUGAAUGUUCUUCGGCAUUGGGCUCACGGGGAGUCUUGGAAAGGAGGCAUUUCUAACGUUUUCGGGUGAUUGCGCUGGAAUUUGUUUGUUGGGGGGCAUUCGGGUUCCUGCUCUUGUUGGUUUUUAUUUAUGGGCGGUGAACAUCGUCCGGAGUUUGUGCUUGGAUUGUUGAGUUCGCUUCGUGGGUAUGUUUCCAUGUGAAGAGAAUCCCAGAACAUGCUUUCUCUGCGUCCCAUUCGCAGAAUUUGCCAUGCCGCCGUCGCCACCGCCGCCACCAUUGCGUCGAACAGUAGUCCGGCGGCUGUAUCGGGCCAUGUUCAUAAGGCAAAGGCAAAGGCAAUAGAGGAACCUGCUCUCGUGAAGCUCAAAUGUGAAAGGGACCCUGAUAAGCUAUUUCACCUAUUUAGGGCGAAUGCUCACAACCGCCUCGUCAUUGAGAACCGUUUUGCUUUUGAGGACACGGUUUCUAGGCUAGCAGGUGCUGGUCGGUUUGACUACAUCGAGCAAUUGCUUGAGCAGCAGAAGGCCCUUCCACAGGGUCGGCGUGAAGGGUUCAUUGUGAGGAUUAUCAUGCUGUAUGGUAAGGCCGGAAUGGUUAAACAUGCGCUCGAUACUUUCUAUGACACGCAUUUGUUUGGUUGUAAAAGGUCUGUCAAGUCUUUCAAUGCUACAUUGCAGGUUUUGAUAGAAGCCCGUGAUUUAACAGCUAUUGAGGCCCUCCUUAGCGAGGUUCCACAAAGGUUUAGUAUAGAGCUGGAUAUAAUUUCUCUUAACAUUGUUAUUAAGGCGUUCUGUGAAAUGUCAUUUUUGAAUAAGGCUUAUUUAGUCAUGGUAGAGAUGGAGAAAUCUGGUAUCAGACCAGACAUAGUUACAUAUACUACACUAAUGUCCGCGACCUACAAGAGUAAUAGGUGGGAACUUGGUAACGGUUUGUGGAAUCUUAUGGUGCAUAAGGGUUGUUUGCCGAAUCUAGCAACUUUCAAUGUCAGAAUUCAGUACUUGGUAAAUAGGCAAAGAGCUUGGAAUGCUCAUAAGAUGGCCGCUUUGAUGAACAAAAUCGGGAUUGACCCUGAUGAAGUCACAUAUAAUUUGGUGAUUAAAGGGUUCUUCCUUGCUGGAUAUCCUGAAAUGGCCAAGAGGGUUUAUUCUGCGUUACACGGCAAUGGAUACAGACCCAAUAUUAAGAUUUACCAGACCAUGAUCCAUUACCUUUGUAAGGGAGGCGAUUUGGAUUUGGCAUAUUCAAUGUGUAAGGACUGCAUGCGAAAAUGUUGGUUUCCUAGCGUCGAUUCCAUUAUUGCACUUCUUGAAGGCCUAAAGAAAAGUGGGCAGCUUGGGAAAGCUAAGAUGAUCAUAGCACUGGCCAAGAAAAAGGCACCACCUUUUUCUGAGAUUCAGAUGGACUCUUUUCAGUCCAAAUUAUCCUAGAAUUGAUUUUGGGUGGAUGAUGAACCUCUCAAAAUUUUUUCAGACAGUCAGAAUCGUCAUGCCUGACUUGAAAUUAUAGAGCACUGUGAUGUCAUCACAUCAGAUCAAAGGAGCAAGAGUAUAUCAUAAUCAUUCUAAGGAACAUUGGUUUCUCCAGCCUAUGGGUUUUGGUUUUUGCUACAAAAUGAGUAUUCCAGGUGGAUGACAACCAUGCGAUUGCCAUUGCUUGUAAUUGGGCUUGUCAAUUCAGCUUUUUUUCUGUGAAUGGAUGGCGAUGGACACAGAGGGAGGACCUCCUCAGGCUCUCAGUACAUCUAGCACGGGAUGACCAGCCUUCUUCAUAGCCUCGUGGUUGGACUUAAGAUGACCAUACCUCAAGGUCAGAGGUUCAAGGCAUGGUGAGAGAGACAGGCUUAGUCAGAAUAACUAGCACGAAGUUCGGAUCAACAGGACAAGAUCGAGCUUAAUACAACUUCCACGAGAAUUGCCGCUGCCUCUGUUAGGAUACUGAUCAAGAGCAUAUAGCAAAUAACCAACGGAUGCAACUCUUUUCUUUUUCAGAUUAAAAAGAAAUGGUUGAUGUGCUUGCUUCCUUACGAUGCUCGAGUCUUUCGUGGUGGUUGUGUGGGAAUUAAAUCCUGCCACUGCAAUAUGGACCUAGAUCCUCUAUGAAGGUAAUAGAUAAGUGAUUACUACCAACCUCUUGAAUCCUCAGCCUUAGCACUUGUCUUGUUAUGGAGAUGAAUGCUUACUAUAUACCCGUCAAUACUUUGAUGCAAUAGGUUUGAAAAUUGUUUUCCAUCAGUUUCAGUCACACACCAUCAACAGAUUCCUUUGGUUCAGCCUUUGGCUUCAAGUUGAAUAAUCAAGUACUGGAGAAAGUGGAAAGUUCCAGAGCAAUAUAGAGACAUACUUUUUGUCGUUAACUGUGUUUUCGUGGAAAUGCUGUAAUUCUUUGAGAUCUGACCAUUGGUUCAGUCAGACUCUUGUUACUAAUAAUGUUGUUUAUAAGUCAUGGCUUCCCAACAGUGUUGUGGUGAUGCAUUGUAUUUCCACAAACAUGCAACAUUUCCACUUGUUAUCUUUGAUCAUAUACUAAAGGUAUAUGGCGGGCAUGAUGGAGUUGCAAAGAGAAUGCACCAGAUAGCCGUGUCCGGGUGCGUAAUUGCAGCGUAAAAUGUGAGAAUGAGCCUCUUUUUCAUGCUAAGUGACCAUGCGCUGCGGAAGGAGCGAGUAGUUUGGGCUAUCCAUUUGCCUAUACGAACUCGUGUUUUGUUCGGAGUCGCAGCCUUUUAAUUGGACUCCACACAGUUGACGACUCAAGUACAAUACAACCCAUAUGGGAUUGAAAAUUUGGAUUGGUAUUACCUGGAUCUGUACGAAGAGGCAGGGUCAAGGAGAACUUGCCAAGCAAGUUACUAUUUUGUUGAUGAGGGAGCAUGGAGAGCCUUUCUUGAAUUGCUUGCCAAGGCAAUUUGAGUAGUGCAGUAUUCAUGGAUUUGUUGAAAUCCCAUAUUAACAGCACUUCUUGUUCUUUAGAUAUUGCAUAGAUUUCGUUUUUCUA
Syzygium oleosum is the source of this 3380-nucleotide messenger RNA. Its product is annotated as pentatricopeptide repeat-containing protein At1g80150, mitochondrial. The coding region runs from base 605 to 1816 and encodes 403 amino acids. Gene Ontology annotation, cellular component: chloroplast. Gene Ontology annotation, molecular function: protein binding. The record is from RefSeq and is a predicted model, not a curated record. The transcript has 3 exons. Lineage: Eukaryota; Viridiplantae; Streptophyta; Magnoliopsida; Myrtales; Myrtaceae.